Molecule: messenger RNA, 2954 nt
Organism: Drosophila pseudoobscura
Lineage: Eukaryota; Metazoa; Arthropoda; Insecta; Diptera; Drosophilidae
Product: F-box only protein 32
Exons: 5
Coding region: 538-1605 (355 amino acids)
Biological process (GO): protein ubiquitination
Cellular component (GO): cytoplasm; nucleus; SCF ubiquitin ligase complex
Molecular function (GO): protein binding
Source: RefSeq, a predicted model, not a curated record
GCGCAGCCGUUACAACUACAUCGAGAGCUAGCUGCUAUUAAGUUUUCCUCCUAUUUCGUGCAACGAGCUGCUUGCCAGUUCACUUUUGUUGGUGGCUCGAGUGCAACGCGAAACGUGCUGAGUUGUUCGAAACAAUUUGUGGGGCAGGCAGCAGACGCGUUCCAGGCCUUGUCAUAUCUGUUGUGUAGAGUGCUAUUAUUUUACAAAUAGCAAGCCAGUGGGGGCUGGGCUCCAUCACUGCUGCAGAGGCCUAGGCAAUCUCAGAUUGAGAGCAAACCAAACCAAAGCAAUUAAGCGCUAUUACCAGCAGUCGGAGGUAAUUGCGCCUCAAAGUGCGUACUUCUUCUUUUUACCCCAACUAAAACAAACUAAAACGCGUGUUUCGUUAACCGCCGUCCGCUUAAACGUUAGGAAUACAAAACAAAUCUACACACAGGCGCGAAAGGCUAUAAAGCAGCUACAUAUAGCUUUUCCAGUCCAAUAAUUAGUGCAGCUAUCAAAUCAACAAAGAAACCGAUUCCCAGCGAACCCGCAGAGAUGGCGUUCAUUUCGAAAGACUUCCGAUCACCCGGAGAGGCCUGGGUGAAGACCGACGUAGGCUGGGAGCGCCUAAAGGUGCUUGAGUGCGGAGGCAAACGUAAGCGGCACAACUCGGAGGGGAGCAGCUACCAGGUGGUGGCCAGCGACAGCCAGGAGGUGGAGGAGGAGGGGUCCAGCAUGCCACCCCACUACCACAUCACGAUCCGUUGCACCCGGGAGAUCGCCGGCUUCAACGGACUGAGCGAGGCGGUGAAGCGCCUCGACUUCCAGCGAUCGGUGCGCGAUCGGAAACGUUUCCACUACAUCUGCGCGUUCCUGCUGCUGGUCUCCAACAAGGGCAUCGCCAGUCUGCCGGGCAGUGCGCAGCGGCAGCUGCUCCAGAUGGUCGAGGAGGUGGCCUCGCAUGUCAACGAUAGUCAGCAGCAUCCGAAUGUGCUGCGUGGGCUAGCGCUGCAGCUUGAGCAGAUCGUCAACCAGGAGAACCAGAAGUGCUGGGGAAAGCCGCUGGGCAGCACCUACCUCUGGAAGGAGCACAUGGCCACGAUCAAGCGCAUCCAGCGCGUGGCCAGCCAGAUCGAGAUUCGAGAGCCCGAUCCAAAGGCCAAGCCCAAGCUGCACGAGCUGCCGGAGGAGUGCGUGCGGGAGAUCAUUCUGUGCAUUGCCGAUCAUCGCGACCUGGAGUCGGCCGCCAAGGCCUGGGACACCAUGGCCAAGCUGGUGUCGGAGCAGCGCAUCUGGCGCGAGCUGACACGAUUCCACUUUAACCAGCGCCAGAUCCACACCAUCUUGGACCUGGACAAGUUCAAGCAGAUGGGCGAGAUCAAAGACUGGAAGCAGAUCUACCACCAGCUGCGACGUACCUACGGCGUCAACGACGACUACCAGUUCGCCGAGGUGCUGGCUCUCUGCCGCUCCUGCUGCUGUCUGUUUUGGCCCUCCGACGGACAUCCCUGCAUUGUCGACCAGAGCCCCGACUACAAGCAGCGCCUGGAGGAGGCUGGCGGGCAGCAGGCGCUGUCCCAGCCCGUGCCUCCGGCCCAGUUCUUAAGUUAUUUCUCAUUGUAAGCGACAUUGCAAGGGGGUGCGGUGCAGUAUCGGGUGCGGUGGAACACUGACCAAGGGAGAGAGAGUAAGAGAUAGCUUGAGAUAUUUUUUUUAUGGAGGGGCCGACCGUACCGUGGGCGUUGUUGGCUGCGUAUGAAAGUUUUUAUGUGCGUGUUAAAGUUUUAACCCUGGAAAGAGAAGGAUCAGUAGGAGGAGAAGGAGGUGGCGGAGGAGGAGGCGGAGGCGGAAGAAAGCAAAGUGAUACAGAAAUCCCCUAAUCUAUAACUACUUGUGGUAAACGAGUAUCCCCAGCUUCGUUUCGAGUGUCGGCUUGUUCAGUUCUUUAAAAAAAAAGAGAGACACACGCGAAUCUCGCCAUCAGUCAUUUUUGUGGAGAGAGUCCCCGUGUGAUCUGAUCAGUGUGCAAGGAUCUUGUGAUCUAGGAUCAAUAUGAAAUAAAAUACUGAGGUCGAGAAGUGGUAUAUAGACCUUUUUACGACACGCCAAAUGAACUGCCACAAACGCGAGAGCAUAAGCGAUUAUAUUUUCAAGAAGGAAUGAAGCAAGAAUCGAGUACUAUAUUGAGAGACUAUUUUUUUUAAAUACCAGUACGCAACCGCGCAUACUAAUACGAGUUUAAUUCGCCAAUCUGUUCAUUUUAAGCCAGCGAAAUACACAUUUUCGUAUGAAUUUUGAUCGAUCUAUUGUAGGGUUUAAGUGUAGUUUCUUUUAACAGCUGCUUUUGGUGCUAAAUCUUGUUAUAAGUUCCAAUCAACCAAUCUAAUCCAAUCAAAUCAAAUCAAAUCAGCCUGGUUUCCCAAUCCGAUUCGUUCCGACUUGAAGUAGAGAAGAGAAAAACCAUGUGAUGUUGCAAGGAAGCAAAGCUAGAAACGAAUACACCUACCUAAACGAUAAAAGAAAUCUCCAAGCGAUAUGCCGUCAGCAAUGCUAUACGUACAUACAUAUAUUAUACAUAAAUAUUAGAGAUCCUCGCCAGUUAAAUGUAAGUUUAUGGAAAGUCAGAUCAGCGUGUAGAAAACCCCCCCCCCUUAAACCCUAAGAGAAAGCAGAAGAAAAUUGUUUCCCAGUCAACACAACACAGCACUCAAAUUCUUGAAAGAACAGAAAUGAGGAUUAUGUUGAAUGUGUAUAGGAUAGCAUAGCACCCCUACCCUACCCUACCCCCUUCCCCUUCCCCCUGUACAAUAUAUGUGUGUGUUGUUCGGUCCCCAUUACCUAUUAUCUAUUACUAUUACUAUUACUACUGUAAGUACGAAAGUUUUAGCAUUCUAAUGUUUUUUUGCAACCAUUUCUAUGGGAAACAAAUCUCUUAUUUUACGUUUAAAAUAAAGUCUUAAAAUAUCUAUGGA